This is a messenger RNA of Arvicanthis niloticus (Nile rat), 2915 nucleotides long. The record is from RefSeq and is a predicted model, not a curated record. NCBI's taxonomy places the organism in Eukaryota, Metazoa, Chordata, Mammalia, Rodentia, Muridae.
CCAACAGUCUGCAUCCCAUCUGUUUUCUGAAUGCCCCAGCUCAGAGGAGUUCUUAGAGAGCUACCCCAGUGACCUUGCUCCCAGAAAAGAAGUGACAGCACAGGAGGACCACUGACAUCACUACUCAGGAGCAGGUACCAUCGACACUUCCCAAGCAUGGGUCACACUUCCUCUUCUACAUCCCCUCAAAAAGAGGAACCUGAUUUGACCUCCAUCUUCGGCACAAAUCUUCAGAACUUCAAGAUGAAAACCAAUAUCCUGUCUCAGGAAUUGAUCGCCUACAUUGAAUCAUUCCUAGAGGAAGGAAACCUUCGGGAAACAAUUUCUUCAAUCAGGAAUGCUCUGGGUGACAUUGAGAAAGCCCCACUGAACAUUGCAGUGAUAGGAGAGGUUGGGACUGGAAAGUCCAGUCUCAUCAAUGCUUUACGGGGAGUAAAAGCUGAUGAAGAAGGUGCAGCUGCUACUGGGGUGAUAUGUACAACCACUGAGAGAACACCGUACCCAUAUGCAAAGUAUCCCAGUGUGAUACUAUGGGACCUGCCUGGUAUUUCAUUUUUUGCCUUACAUCCAUAUGAUUAUUUGAAGAAAAUCAACUUUGAGGAAUAUGACUUCUUCAUUAUUGUCUCUUCUGGAAAACUUUUACUUAAUGACACAGUACUUGCCAAAGCCAUGGCACAAAUGAAGAGGAGUUUCUAUUUUGUUGUAAGCCAUACAGAUACUGAUAUUAUGAGGUCAAGAUGGAAUGAGAGAUUCUAUGAAGGGAGCACAUUAGAGAGGAUUCGUUAUAGCAUUUCAAAUAUACUCAAGGUAGUGACCAACCAGGAGCCUCCACUUUUCUUAGUCUCUAACUUUGAUGUGUCUGACUUUGACUUCCCAAAGCUGGAAACUACCCUUCUGAGAGAGCUCCCAGCCUACAAACGCCACAUGUUCAUGCACACUUUGUCAAUUUUUACGGAUGCCAUCAUAGACCAGAAGAGGGAUAUGCUGAAACAAAAGAUCUUGAAGGAAUCCAGAAUGCCAAGGGCUACCAUGCCAUUCAGGGGACUGACCCCAAAUGACCUAGAGAUGUUGGAACAGACUUUGAAUGACUAUAGAUCUUCCUUUGGCCUGGAUGAGGCAUCACUGGAAAACAUCGCUGAGGAUUUGAACGUGACACUGGAGGAACUCAAGGCAAACAUUAAGUCUCCACAUUUGUUCUCAGAUGAGCCUGGUACAUCCUUAACAGAUAAACUAUUGAAGUACAUUAGAAAUCCCUUUAUUUCAAAGGUUUUCCACUUGCAAAAUUAUUUCAUUGACACAGUUGCAAGUGAUGUUAAAAUUAUCCUCAGUAAAGAAGAGCUUUUGACAGAGAAGCAACCUUCAUGGAACACAGCUACAUGCAAGCCUUCCUCUAGCAGUUCCUCUCCUCCAACUGCUCAAAUUUUGGCUUUCACCUUUGAAAACUUUUUUAAGAACUUCAAGAAGGAAAGCAAACUCCUCUCUGAGGAAACCAUCACUUUGAUUGAAUCCCAUCUGGAGGAUAAGAACCUUCAGGGGGCACUGUCUGAAAUUAGUCAUGCUCUCAGAAACAUUGACAAAGCCCCACUGAACAUUGCUGUGACUGGAGAAACAGGAACUGGAAAAUCCAGCUUUAUCAAUGCCCUGAGGGGAGUGAGGGAUGAAGAAGAAGGAGCAGCCUCCACUGGGGUGGUAGAGACAACCAUGAAGAGAACUGCAUACCCACACCCAAAGCUUCCCAAUGUGACAAUAUGGGACCUGCCUGGCAUUGGCACCACUAACUUUAAACCACAAAACUACCUAACAGAAAUGAAGUUUGGUGAGUAUGACUUCUUCAUUAUAGUCUCGGCUACACGCUUCAAAGAACUUGAUGCACAUCUGGCCAAAGCCAUUGAAAAGAUGAACACAAAGUUCUACUUUGUCCGAACCAAGAUAGAUCAAGAUGUCAGUAAUGAACAGAGAAGUAAACCAAAGUCUUUCAAUAGAGACAGUGUCUUAAAGAAAAUUAGAGAUGACUGUUCAGAGAACCUUCAGAAGGUUCUCUCCAGUCAGCCUCCAGUCUUCCUAGUCUCUAACUGUGAUGUGUCUGACUUUGACUUCCCAAAGCUGGAAACCACCCUACUGAGCGAGCUCCCAGCCCACAAGCGCCACAUCUUCAUGAUGUCCUUGCACAGUGUUACUGAGACUGCCAUUGACCGGAAGAGGGAUUUUCUCAGACAGAAGAUCUGGCUGGAGGCCCUGAAGGCUGGAGUACUGGCCACCAUUCCACUUGGGGGCUUCAUCAGAGAUGAAAUACAGAAGUUGGAGGAGACCUUGAAUCUCUACAGGUCUUACUUUGGGCUGGAUGAAGCCUCACUGGUAAAUAUUGCCAAGGAUUUUCACAUGUCUGUGAGUGAAAUCAAGGCAGAACUUAAGUGUCUCCAUUUGUUAACAAAGGACAAAGACAUGUCCUUCAAAGAAAAACUGUUGAAAUAUAUUGAAUCUAUUUCCUGUGUUACUGGAGGACCACUUGCCUCAGGCCUUUACUUUAGAAAGACUUACUAUUGGAAAAGUCUCUUUAUUGAUACUGUGGCAAGUGAUGCCAAGUCUCUCCUUAAUAAGGAACAGUUUUUAUCACAGAAGCGAAGAUCGUGCAUGCCUAUCAUAAAUUCUUGAAAACAUGAAUAGAGCUGUGAGGUACUAACCUUUGGACUGGCUUCUGGCACUGACUUAAAGCUACUUUUAAGCAGCAAACAUUUUCUGGAAAAGACCAAAGAAUCCAUGCCUUUCAGAGACAGAAUAUCACUGAAAUGAGUGGAAAAAGAAGCUUCCACAUUAUAAGGACUGUCUUCCAUUAAAUCGUCAUUAUGAGAAUAUAUGGUUGUAUACAUAUGAAAUGCAAUAUCUUUUUCUAAUUAACCUUGGAUCAUUUGUCCCAC